GAAAGUGUGCUAUGCUCGGAAACUCCAUUGAACAUUGAAAACAGUAAAUACACUUUACUUGCACACAAAAUGAAUGAGACAAUUUCACUGAAGGAGUCUUACAAGUCGAUGAACUGCUUCAGUGUGAUGGAGGUGGACUUCCAGCAUCGUUGUGAUUUAUCUAUGGCGGUCAGGAAUUGCAAAUACAUCAUGAACUUUUUCAAUUACUUUGAGAUCUUGUAUUGCAAUUUUGAUAUACGGAGCAUAGUCAAAGAGAGACUGAUGAUGGGCUUCUUCAUCAUAAUAAUGAUCUUGCUGAUGAUUAUGAUAGUUCACUUGGUGGAUAAAUACAUUUCGCCAGUGCUUAAGAUACUUUCCAUAAAGUUGCAUUUGAGCGAAUACUUGGCUGGCGUCACUUUGUUGAGUCUGGGUAAUUCCUUGUCGGACUUAAUUGUCAAUUUGAUGCCUAUACGUGGACAUGCGCCCAUCUUCACCAUAACUAUAAGCAACGCCUUGGCCGUGAUCCUUCUGAGUGGUGGAAUGAUCUGUUUUCUGCGUCCCUUUCACAUCAAUGGCUAUUGUGCCAUAAGGGAUCUGCUUUUUUUACUCCUCGGAGCUGAGAUGCUCAUCUACAUUGUGUUCAGCGAAACAGUCACAACUAAAGGCGAGUCAAUCAUUCUCUCUUUGUUGUAUGUAAUAUUCGUGCUUGUCAUGUUCCUGGACCACAAAUUGUUGCAACGAACCAUACAAGGUCUAUAUAAGCAGGUAGAAAAGCUUGAGCAGUUGCCAUAUGCGCCCCAUACUGAGGAGGCAAUCAGGCGUAAGCUAAUUAAGUUGAGAAAAUUAGAAGAAGAGUGUAAGCUGGUAGAAGACAAUUAUAGGAGCACUGAAUGGACUUGGCGUCGUUCUGGGCAAGUAGCGCUCAAUCGAAAGUUUCUCGCAAAGAUCUCAGAUGAAGAGCAAUUUGAUGAGAAGAUCUCCCGCAAUGCUCUCUACAAUCCCGAAAAUCCCAAGAAUAUGUUUUUGAUUGAGGAGUUCCUAAGGGAGCUGAUCCCCAUUCCACUGGAGUGGAAAUUCAGUGGCUGGUGUCGUCGCAUCUAUUUAAUUAUUCUCGCACCCAUGGCGUUGUUCUGUGCGAUUUUUAUUCCCUGCUUAGAUUAUCGGCAGGUUAAGCAUGGCUGGAGCAAGCUGCUCAAUUGCACGCAGAUCAUCACAAAUCCCGUACUGUGUGUGGCGUUGAUUGAAACUAUGAUUGAGAAUGAGUACACCAAAAGGGUUCCAACUAUUCCCUUUACCUAUGCCAAAUGGACGUUGUGCUUCACCAUUCCCCUGGCUAUUGCCGUGUUCUUCAUGUCUCGAACAGACAAACCGCCGCCGUUUCACCUGAUGUUUAUCGUACUGUCGUUGACUGCUUCUCUGCUUUUGCUCAUCAUUUGCUCCACCGAAUUAGAGGUGCUCUUCUGCAUUAUUGGCUUGGUGUUUCACAGGACCGAGGAUUUUGUGGCCGCCUGCAUUCGAUCAUUUGCCGGAGCAAUUGGCGAUGUCAUCUUGAACAUCGAUCUUGCCAUGGAGGGCUAUGAAAAGAUGGCCUUUGCUGCCAGCUUAGCUGCACCGCUCUUCAGCAUUACGAUGAGCAUGGGCGUUCCUUGUUUCUUCAAUGUUGAUGCACAGGAAGAGUAUUCUCAUACUUGGAUCUACGGUGAAUAUGGUGCAAAUGCAUAUGUGUUCUUUGUCUUGGCAAUCAUAUCCACUUUGUGGUGGACUUCGAUACUUAAUUUUGAUGCUAGACGCUCCAUGGGUGUUUAUUCAUUCAUAUUAUUCAUGUUGUUUUUCUUAUACACCACGCUAGCUGAGUGGAAUCUGGUCCAUCAACUAAGCGGUGAUCCCGAUUUCUUGCCUAUAUAGAGAGGACAUUUGAAACCAGUAAUACUAAUUUUGUAAAGCCAAAUGUAUUGAGUUAAUAAAUUUAUUCUU
This is a messenger RNA of Drosophila nasuta, 1953 nucleotides long. RefSeq names its product mitochondrial sodium/calcium exchanger protein-like. NCBI's taxonomy places the organism in Eukaryota, Metazoa, Arthropoda, Insecta, Diptera, Drosophilidae. The record is from RefSeq and is a predicted model, not a curated record. Gene Ontology annotation, biological process: transmembrane transport; intracellular calcium ion homeostasis; monoatomic cation transport. Bases 70 to 1884 code for a protein of 604 amino acids. Gene Ontology annotation, cellular component: membrane. Gene Ontology annotation, molecular function: calcium:sodium antiporter activity. The transcript has 8 exons.